Messenger RNA from Macrobrachium nipponense, 601 nucleotides. RefSeq names its product protein MAK16 homolog A-like. Gene Ontology annotation, cellular component: preribosome, large subunit precursor; nucleolus. Lineage: Eukaryota; Metazoa; Arthropoda; Malacostraca; Decapoda; Palaemonidae. The record is from RefSeq and is a predicted model, not a curated record. The coding region runs from base 35 to 535 and encodes 166 amino acids. Gene Ontology annotation, biological process: maturation of LSU-rRNA; maturation of 5.8S rRNA. The transcript has 4 exons.
UGAUUUGUGCAUCAUAUGAGUUUUGACAGACAGUAUGAGCAUAUUAGUGUUAAUUGAUUCUCUUUUUCUUUUCCAGAUCACAUGGAGUAUUAUAAACAAAACAUUAUGUUCUUUUAAAAUACAAGCAAAGAGUCAGAGAUUCUGUCGGAAUGAAUAUAACCUAACUGGCUUGUGUAGUCGUAGUUCAUGCCCCCUAGCCAACACACAAUAUGCCACUGUUAGAGAAGAAAAAGGUAUACUUUACCUCUACAUGAGAACAGCAGAAAGAGCCUUUUUCCCAGCCAAGCAGUGGGAAAGAGUCAAGCUUUCCAGGAAUUUUGUAAAGGCUUUGCAGCAAAUAGAUGAAAACCUGGUCUUCUGGAAAAGGUAUUUCCGCCAAAAAUGCCGGCAGCGAUUGCUAAAGAUUACUCAGUAUUUGACACGUAUGAGAAAGAUCAAAUUAAAAGGAAAACACAAAAAAUUGAUCCCUAUACAACGUAACAUAGAUGUACGACUGAGGAGACGAGAAGAAAAGGCUUUAUCGCUGCUCGAUUAGACAAUGCAAUUCAUUGAGAACUUUUGCAGAGAUUGAAAGAAGGAACUGUAAGUAUCUGAGAAAUUU